UGUUGGGAGACUCGUGUGGUGGACGAGGUGACCCGGAAAGCGCCCAGCCGUCUGCCCGCCUACCCGCGGGAGCCAUGGAGGAGCUGAGCGCGGUCGGGGAGCAGGUCUUCGCCGCAGAGUGUAUCUUGAGCAAGCGCCUCCGUAAGGGCACCGCCGAGUACCUGGUCAAGUGGAGAGGUUGGUCCUCCAAGCACAACAGCUGGGAGCCGGAAGAGAAUAUUUUGGAUCCAAGGCUUCUGUUGGCUUUCCAGAAGAGGGAACAGGAGAAGGAGCUCAGGAACCGGAAGAGAGGCAAAAGGCCGCGCGGGAGACCACGCAAAAAUGUGGAGUCAGAGGUUCCUCCAAAGGCGAAGUCUAGCAGCUCUUCUUCCUCCUCCUCCUCUUCAUCGUCAUCGUCGUCUUCGUCCUCCUCGUCAUCGGAUGAUGACAGCGAUGCGGAAACGCAGCGCGGUCCGCGGCCCAGGGAUUCACACCCGGUACCCCAGAAGAAGGCACAAGCCGUGGUGGCCAGGCCUGAGCUAAAGGAACAAGUGCGCAAGAAAAGAGGACGGAAACCACUGCCCCCUGAGCAGAAGGCACCCAGGAGGGCCAAAGGUUUGAAACCAGGGCCCAAAGGUGCCGCCGGCAAACAGCAAGGAAAUAGCACCCAAACUGCUCCCAAAUCGCUCUCCAAAGACGCCCCGGUUUCCAGCAACAACCGACCGGGUGGCCUCUCUGCGGAGCUCCUCUCCAGCAUUGCAAAGAACUCUCCCAGUCAGCCGAAUGGAAGCUCUCCCCGGAGCCUGAGUUGGCAAAGCUCCAUCGUCCAUUACAUGAACCGUAUAACCCAAAGCAGCUCGCAGCCCGGCAGGAAACCCGUCAGCUUCCCUUUCGGUGCCAAAAGGAGCUGUCCAGACCCAAAGAACACCUCCAAAGCAAGGCCGGAAACUGAGACCGGCCCGACUGCUGCAAAAAAUCCCAAAGUCCAAGACCAGGAGGAACAGACUCGUUCGAACGCAGGAAGCCUGUCUGUGCCGAGCGGCGGACCGGCCGGGAGAGAGAGUGCUGGCCAGACGGCGACCGCGCCAAACAAAGCUCAGGGCACGCAGAGUCCGACAAACUUUGGUGGGACCCCUUCAGGGCAUCACCCCGCGAAAAGCAGCAGCCCUCCUUCUGUAGGUGCGGCCGCCGGCUGCAAAGCAGAUAAAGUUACUCGGAAGUCGGGCGGUGUGGGCGCGGUGAGAUCAGCUGCCUCCGGGUCCCCGGGUCGGGUCCCUGCUGUGGAGAAAGCGCCGCAGGCGGAAGGACACAGGGAAUUAGCGGAGUUAAGCACGGGGGACGACAGCAGUCUGGAUUCAGACCAUGACUCCUCUCUCUCCAGCCAGGACAUGUCCCUCCAGGCUACCCAGGACUGGAAACCAGCCCGCAGCUUACUGGAGCACGUCUUUGUCACGGAUGUCACCGCCAACCUCAUCACGGUCACCGUCAAGGAGUCCCCCACCAGUGUUGGCUUCUUCAAUAUGAAGCAUUUGUGAAAGCUCUAAUAGAAGCGUGGGACCUGCACCCCAAAAACCUCAUCGGAGACCUCCCUAUACUGCGCCUACAACAUAAGGGGGCUCAGCGUUAAUACCCAACGUCCCCACAGGUAUAUUUCCAGGGGUCUCGUUAUAACCAACCUUCAUCUCAUCACUUUUGGAUUCCGCGAGGAAGCGUGUAAUCUGUUCAUGAAAACACGUAUUUACCUUUUUGAGUUGGAUGCUAACCGAGAUGCGUAUUAAUAAUUUUUUAAUUAACAUUCCUUGCUUCAUCUCACUUCGUGACGGAUCAUAACAAUGAUUUAAGUGUUACUGUUUAAAGACUUCUUUUUUUAUUUUCUUUUGCGACGGCUGCUUAUCCUGACGCUGAACGAUGUUACGCCUCGAGGUGUUCAGCCCCCCUUUAGUUUUGGGGCUCGUAUAGAAAUGUAAGGCAGCUAACAACAUAUGUUCAGGUUUACUGUUUAUUAAACAAAACUUACUGUUUAA
This is a messenger RNA of Spea bombifrons (plains spadefoot toad), 2003 nucleotides long. RefSeq names its product chromobox 2 (gene CBX2). The record is from RefSeq and is a predicted model, not a curated record. The coding region runs from base 75 to 1514 and encodes 479 amino acids. Gene Ontology annotation, biological process: negative regulation of transcription by RNA polymerase II. Gene Ontology annotation, cellular component: PRC1 complex; heterochromatin. Lineage: Eukaryota; Metazoa; Chordata; Amphibia; Anura; Pelobatidae. The transcript is spliced from 5 exons.